Scleropages formosus (Asian bonytongue) is the source of this 3039-nucleotide messenger RNA. RefSeq lists its product as uncharacterized. Lineage: Eukaryota; Metazoa; Chordata; Actinopteri; Osteoglossiformes; Osteoglossidae. Gene Ontology annotation, biological process: regulation of apoptotic process. The transcript has 9 exons. Gene Ontology annotation, molecular function: death domain binding; protease binding. The coding region runs from base 91 to 2352 and encodes 753 amino acids. The record is from RefSeq and is a predicted model, not a curated record.
CGCAGAGCAUUGUGGGAAACGUAUUCGAGGAACUUCGACGUUCACUCAUUGACCCAAGGAAGGAUGGCGAACAUCCUCUGAGAUCAGAAGAUGGAAUCAUCAAGAGAACAGAGACCAGCACUGGGCGGUAGCAGGGAGGCAGACCUUGUGAAUACGCCCCUUGGGGAGGAGCCAGUGAAGGCGCACCUGCGGGCAUCGCAGCAGCUCUUGGUGGAUUCUCUGUACAACAUCGCCCCACUUCUCGACCACAUGUUGGCCGCCAAUCUGCUCUCCCAAGACAACUACUUCCAGGUUCAAGCGGAACGAACACCAACCGAUCGUGCUCGCAAGCUGCUUGAGGUGGUUCACGCCCAGAUGGAUGAGCGUGGGGUGCAGGCUUUCCUAGACUGCCUGAGGAAGUGUGAGAACCAUUACCCCCGCCUGCGCAAGUGGUUUCACAGGACCAUAGAAUCUCAGUGUGAAAACGUAGCUGUUCGGUGUGGUCCAACAGAAACCAGGCUCCGGGCUCAGUUCAGUAUGCUGUGUCAUCGUCUGGGUGUCUCGGUGCUGCCUGUUUCUCUCCAGCUAUUCUCUGAAGGAACACUUACUCAGCUGGAGGUGGACCAGGUGCAGUCUUUGCCCACCUCUUACCAGCAGAUUCAGCGUCUCCUGUCCAUCUGUUUGUCAAAGGGCGAGAAUGCCUGUAGGGGCUUCUACCAGGCUUUCCAUGGGGAAGAUGCACACCUAGCCAAAGAGAUCGAUGCUCACUCUAUCACUGAAGAAGACACAAAAAGCCUGCUCUCUGUGGCUGUGGAAGAGAGCAGAACUGCAGCUCCCCUGGAUGAGCCUGACACAGAUGUGCUGCAGAAGGCAUUGGAUAUAGUGGGUGGUGCUCUGGCUGAAGGUGCGAGGCUCAACGUGUGCGAGUUGGGCGUAGCUCUGGGGCUGUGUCGUGACGAUGUCCGUGAUUGUCUCCUGGAAGAUGUGGACAUUGACGGUGGUGCUCAGCUUAGGGCCCUGGUAACCCUCUUUUUGGAGAAGACCCAGGACGGCUCUCGGCUGCUCGCAAAGCUGGCAGAGUGCGAUUUACAGAGGCUGCAACUCUCAGAGAGAGGGAUCCUGCUCCUGGAGCUGCUGGCAGAAGCAGAUCAUCUCCUCCAUGAUGGCCGUGUCCAGCCUCUGGUGGUGCACAUCUUCACCUUCCUGCUGUGGGACACCCUGACAGAGGCAGCGGAGGAGCCAAGCGCAGAACUACGGUCAGGCGUACCAGAAGCUGUGCAGAUGCUGCGGACCGGCGGCAGGGUGGAGGCAGAGCUGCUGCUGGAGCUGGAGGAGUGCUGGGAAGAAGAGCCAACGGUGGACAGCUUGCGGCAGUUUGCACGCGCUCUCUCUCUGCUGAUCCAGGAUUUGUACCCUUGUCAGGACAGCCUGCACCUGUGCGCUGCCCACCACAAAGGGGAACUGGCUGUUUGCAGGCCACGAAGGCUUCAAAGGAUCACACGCUUCCGAGGCCUGCCCGGCAGGAUCAUCAGCAGGGCAUUGGGUACCCUGCCGUCAACAUCUGAAUCUCUGCAGAACCAGUACCGGGGAAUCUGCCUAGCUGUAGCUCGUCUGCUGGAGCGUCUGUGCCCCGCAGAAGGUGGUACUGCUCACCUGCCUAGUGCUGCUACUGCUGCCACUGCCAGUGCAAGCACCGCCAAGAUCACCCAGCAUGUGCGUGCCAUGUUGGCCCAGCCUGCCUUCAGUUCGGAUGUGUUUGACGGUGGCGUUCGACAUCGCCUGCUCUCAGUGCUCCACUUUGAUCCUGCAAAACUGGAGCUGCCCUGCCUGCUGAAGCUGCACCGGGACAGCCUGGAAGUUCUGGGACGCUACCUGAGAGUCAGCGAGCGUCACUCCUUCCAGCUGCACCCAGAUGGACUGCUAGUGCUGGGGGGCAGAGCUGAACUCUACUGGGCUGAAAGUGUCACAGGCCCUGUUGCCAUUGACAAUGGGAUGGAAGAGGUGUUUCGUUUCCUCACCUCGGGUCCUGCCUCCAUGCUUAUGCGUAUUUGUUGCCACGGUUACGAGGAUAGGGAGUACUUCCGAGUGCACGAGCCCCACUGUGUAUGUCUGUCAGGCCUGGGAGAGGGGGGCGUUGCUGAGUUGCAACGCAUGGGGUUGCAGGUGCUGGGAGAAGAAUCAGGCGAGGUCUGGGUGAGGGAGGCUGGGUCAGCCAAUGAGCUUGUCACAUUGGCAGAGAAACAUGGCAGCCAGGUGCAGGAAGCUGGCUGCUGUUUCCUGCUCAAAACCCCAGGGCCUCACUGUGAGGUCAGGUUUGUGUACAAACACAGGAGGAUCACAGCAUCUAGCAAGAGCAACUGUGAAGUGAUAUAAACCUAAGCUCCAGGCAACCUUGAGCUGGAAAGGAAGGGGCCAUCAUUCAAGACUGGAGUCAAGGUUCACAUUUAUACAUGUAGCUGACCCUUUACUCCAAAGUGCCUUCCAAGGUUAAGCUACCUACAGUUAUUUGCCCAUUUAUACAGCUGGGUAAUUUUACUGGCACAGUUUUAGGGUACUAUAGGUGGAGGUGGGAACUGAACCUGCAACCUUUAGCUCCAAAGGCAGAAGCCCUAACCCCUAUGCUACCAGCUGCCUAUAUCUGUUACAUCUCAUUUUAGUAUGCCUGUGCUAUUUUAUUGAUACCCUAUAGCUUCAUCUAAGAACAAUGGGGUAUGUGUCAAUGUUAGGCCAACCCCCUGAGAAUAAGUCAAAGAGCUGCUUUGACUGACCGGCCAAGAAAUGGUACCAUACGACAAUGAAUUGUGGGUAAAUCUGUCGUGAGUGUAAAGCAGCAGUCUGCUUGAACCCUGGGCUGUUUCAGUGCCUGCAUAUCCUUGAUUUGUGCUUUCGCACUGCGGUGCGAAAAGCGUUGUCAGCUCGUUUCAGAACUUUAUUUCAUUAGAAUAUCUUUGGUAGUGCAAAGGUGUGGGCUGCAGUUGUCAGGUCUGUGUUACCAGGAAUAGCUCACAAACAUAAUGUUCAAGAGUUUAUUUCAUGCAUGUGGAACCAACUGGACUGUCA